Molecule: messenger RNA, 527 nt
Organism: Pyricularia oryzae 70-15
Lineage: Eukaryota; Fungi; Ascomycota; Sordariomycetes; Magnaporthales; Pyriculariaceae
Exons: 1
Coding region: 108-338 (76 amino acids)
Source: RefSeq, a predicted model, not a curated record
UUCGCACUCGCUUGCAACUUCCUACACUUCACCUAUAACAUUCAAAUUUGCCAAUUUCUAACAGAUUUUUUAUUUUCCUAAUUAUUUGUUUUUAUCCACCAUUCAAAAUGUAUUCGAAAAUUUUCGCUAUCGCUUUCGCGGCGGCCUAUCUCCCAACUGCUUUUGCUGCCGAUUGCACACUUGGUUGUAAAUACCUCGAAAACAACAGAUGGGUUUCUGUGAGCAAAAGCGCCAAUAUCGGCGACACAUUAUACAUCAUGGGUCACAGUACAAAGAUCGGAAGAGGAUGCAAGCCCGAAACGACCGAAUGGAGCGACGCAGAAAUCUAUUCUUGGUAAACUGUCAAAAGCAAUGUUUGGCAGGCGGUGUUUUGACGAAGUUUGGAAAAAAAUAUAAAAUACUAGCCCUUAUCUUAUUUUGCAUGGUUUAAGCCUGGUAAAAUUAAGGGUUUCUUUCUGGCUUUUUAAAAAUAUUUUGAUUAUAAAUUAUAUAGAUAUUAUGUUUCAAUACCAAAAAGUUAACCAGAA